Molecule: messenger RNA, 1048 nt
Organism: Varanus komodoensis (Komodo dragon)
Lineage: Eukaryota; Metazoa; Chordata; Lepidosauria; Squamata; Varanidae
Gene: AVPI1
Product: arginine vasopressin induced 1
Exons: 3
Coding region: 79-726 (215 amino acids)
Source: RefSeq, a predicted model, not a curated record
AGGGGCAAAGGAAGCUGAUUGGCUGAGAUACAUGUUGUCUUUUCUGGACAAAGGAAUCUCCUCCGUGUGAGCUUGUGAAUGACGGGAAGCGGCUUGAGAAGAGGUGAGCGUGAUCGAAGCUCCCAAAAGAGCCCGGCCGUGGCGGGUCUCCAGGAUUCUUCGGGAGACCUGGGGCUCCAGGGAGGACAGCAGCCGCCUGCAGAACCACCUCCAGCUACACAGUGGAGGGACCCUAGCACCAUGGGAACCCCAGCCUCUGUUGCUUGUGAAUUGCCACAGCAGCAGACUCCUAGAUCCUGCACUCGCAAGAGAGCAUCUGCCAACAUCUUUCAGGGUGUGGGGUUAUGGCAGUUGCGCCGUCUCUUCCACAGCAGUGGGGAUGCACAGGCUGAAGAACGGGCCCGGCUGGUUUGGGAGUGUGCAGAGAAUCGGUGCAUUACCCAAGCCCUGGAACAGCUCCAUCGAAGACAAAGAAAAACGAAGCUGCGAUCCCGCCUGAAACCCCCUUCUGAAAAGAGUAGUAGCACCAGACUCCUAGAGCUACAGCAUUUCAGCCACUUAAGGAUUGAAGACUGUACUACACCUUGUGCUGGGACUGAUAAUGGUGACCAUGGCAGCAAUAAGGAGACAGAGAGAGAUGAUCAAAGUGGCCACUACACAGCUUCUCACUACUGGAAGAAAAGGGGGACUGGCGCUGCAGGCUACCUGCACCAGCUCCAUCGGUGAGCAACUGAACCUUCUCUAUGCCAACGAGUUGUGGUUAAAUGUCAGAGAAAAGGAGAAGCCUGAAAUUGAGGGGGGCCUGAUGGUGAACACACAUUGCUUAAUCAUUGCAUGUUGGAGGAGAAUCAACAUUAGUUCUCCUGCUUCAAGUCGGCAAUCAAGGCAGAGAAAUUUGAAACCAAACCAUUUCAGCACCUCAAGCACUUCUCCUUGUUCUGGUUACUUAAAAUUUGACAGCACCUUGCUGGGUCAAAGCAUAAACACUACACCUACUGUCUGCACUCAGUCAUAUUUAAUAAAGCUUGUAUCUGCUCCCUCUGUGAAA